AAUAUCUAUGUGUUAUAUUUUCAGAAGGGUAUCAGCAGGUUGUUGUGGUGCCCACGGCUGCGGCACCUGCUGAACAGUCUUCCAGCUGGAGGAGACGAGGUGUUCAGGUGGGAGGUCUGAUGCUGGGGCUGCCGUGCGCCAUCUGUCUCUCAGUGACUGGCUUCGUCUUCCUGGUCACCGGGAUUGGCAUCAUCUCGUCUGAAGCCGAGUUCGACAGUGACAUCUUCGACGAUGACGACGAACCUCUCUCCGUCGUCGGCAUGGUCAUGAUAGUGAUUGGAGUUGUACUCAUAGCUGGCUGCAUUUGGCUGUGUUAUGCCGGUCACCGUGCCUACAAGAGGUAUUCUAACUCUGAGGGGCGGGUCAUCAGCACUGCACAGACAGUCGUUGCUCCACCUGGCUCGUACCCUGUGGUAUCCUCUGUGGCAUGUCAGUAUCCACCUGGCACACAGAUCACCACUUAUACCACUUCAGGUGGCCCACCAGCUGGCUAUGCUGUUAGUGGCCAAAUGGCUCCCUACCCUUCGCAGGGACAAUACCCAUCCCCAGUUCCAGGACAGCCAAGUCCAUACCCAGUGGCAGCAGGACAGAGUCCAUAUCCAUCACACAUUCCAGGACAACCAGGUCCUCCAUACCAGACACCAGCAGCUGGACAUCCAGGACCGUUCCCAACACCGGCGACAGGACAUCCUGGACCAUACCCACCUCCAGUAGGCCCAUAUCAGCCACCACCUGCUGAACCAUACCCAACUCCCUAUCCAGGAAUGCAGCCGGCACCCCCCUACCAGAGCCAGUUUGCACCAGAGGCGCCAGGACUGCCUGAAAAAACUGGAUUACCCGGGGAAAUGGCACCAGUCGACCCCUAUGAGAAACCACCACCAUAUGCUCCAUAAAUCUUCCAUGACAUGGCCCUCAAGGAGAAUGUGCUUUCGUGACUAAGUGGUGCUUUAUCCUCUGUCAUUAUAUGAAAUGGUUUUAUUUAGGUAUUCUCUAGUGCUUUUUAUCUCCAUAGAUAUGUAUCAAGGGAUGGUCAGGUAUUUUAUUAUUUGUUCUUGUAGAAAUGUCGAAUGUAUGAGCCUUUUUUCUUGUGUUUACACAAAUGUAUGAGUCUGUAUUUUGUUGAAACUACAUGAAUAUAUUAAGUCAUUAUUCAGUGGUGACUACAUGAACAUAUGAACCUGUGCACUCUUAUGAAUAUACGAACAUAUGCAUCUGUACUCUGUUGUGACUACAUGAGUGUUGAACCUAUUCUCUGUUGUGACUGCAUGAAUGCAUGAGGCUGUACCUUGUUAAGACUGCACGAAUGUAUGAGUAUGACUACACGAAUGUAUCCUCUUGACUUUGUUGUGACAACAUGAAUGUUUGAGCCUGUACUCUGUAAUGACUGCAUUAGUAUACAAGCCUGUAUUCUGUUGUGACUAUGCGAAUGUAUGAGCUUGUACUCUGUUGUGACUACACAAGUCUGAAUGGUGCAAGUAAAACAGAAAACCAACAUAGGGCAAGGAGAAACCUUUCAUGUGUUUUGUAGUAAGAAUUUUAUCCUUGCCCUUUAUGUUUAGGCAGCCCUCAGCCACCUCGUCAUGUACUUUCCUGUGACAGGUUAAAUUGCAGACCUCUUAUAUAAUGACCUCAUUUGUUAUGACCUCGUUUAUCAUGACUUCGUUUAUAUCGUUUAUCACUAGGGAGUUAAUCAGCCAUAGAAUGGGUGGUGUUUGAACCACCACCCAUGAGUUCCAACCCCACUCAUUUUGUGUUUUCUUUGCAAUCAUGUUAUUACGAUUUUGUGAGUUAUGUUAGGGUGUUAAUGUUAAUCUGAGAGAAGAUAGCCAUUAGUGAUAUUUUUAAUCCCUUAUAAAUACUGCUUGGGUUUACUAUAGUUGCAUAGGUUAGCUUUGCCAUGUAUAGAAGGGAGUGGAGGACAUAACAGGAAGUGUAUUUUGUUUCAAUAAUUAUGCUCAUCACUGUGAAUUAUUUUCAUAUAUU
Messenger RNA from Cherax quadricarinatus, 1983 nucleotides. Its product is annotated as calcium-binding protein P. Lineage: Eukaryota; Metazoa; Arthropoda; Malacostraca; Decapoda; Parastacidae. The record is from RefSeq and is a predicted model, not a curated record.